CAAUAACAUCAAAAAUGAUUUUCCAUCUCUCCCCUCUCCCUUAAUCAUCCUAUUAUUUAUUUAUUUUUUUUAAAUUUCUGUCAACUAAUCGGAUGGCUUCGAUCCGUCGAUCUCAGUCGCCGGCAUUUCACAGCCGUUCGAUUCAGAAUGGCGCUGGCGGAUUCUCCUCUUCUCCGUCUACCAAGCCUUUCCGUAUCGGAGACACUAAAUAUUUCCCCUCUUCCUCUUCCUCCACUCCGUCAACGCUGUUGCUCACCGCCGUCGAUUUAAUUUACCGCCGAGGAUGGCGUCGAUCUUUUUGCCGCUGUCUCUUAUUUUUUCUAGUGGGCUUGCUUGUAGGUAUUUCUCAGUUGGGACACAUGGAUACCGAUAUCCGAGCCGAGGAUUUAGCUCCUCCCGACCUCAGACCGCCAGAUGUUGACCCCCAAUUGGAGGAUCCGAUUGUUUCUUACGUCGCAUUAGGCGUUAAUACGCGAUUGGAAGAACAAAAGGAAGCUGCCGGUUCAAUAGAGCCGUUAAAGCAGUUAAUUGUUGUCACGCCGACUUAUAAUCGGGCAUUCCAAGCGUACUUCUUGAACAGGUUAGGCCAAGUUUUGAGGCUAGUGAAGCCGCCGUUGGUUUGGAUAGUUGUGGAGGAGAAAACGGUGUCGUUGGAGACGGCCGAGAUUUUGAGAAAAACCGGGGUUAUGUACCGGCACGUGGUGUCCACGCACAAUUCUAGUAACGUGAAGGACCGAGGGGUUCGUCAAAGGAAUGCCGCUUUGGAUCAUAUCGAACGGCAAAAGCUUGACGGCAUCGUGUUUUUCGCCGACGACGACAAUGUCUACACCAUCGAGUUGUUUGAAAGCUUGAGAACUAUCAGCCGUUUUGGAACUUGGCCAGUUGCCAUGCUUGAACGAAGCAAAAACAAGGCAAUUCUGGAAGGUCCGGUAUGCAAUGCGAGUCAAGUAAUUGGAUGGAACACAAAUGAGAAAAGCAAAAGACUCCGUAGGUUCCAUGUUGAUAUGUCAGGAUUUGCUUUCAACAGCACCAUCUUGUGGGAUCCAAAGCGAUGGGGGUACCCCUUCUCAAACCCAAUUCGACAAUUGGACAUGGUGAAGGAGGGUUUCCAAGAAACGACAUUUAUUGCUCAAGUAGUGGAAGAUGAAAGCCAAAUGGAAGGUAUACCACCUGGUUGUUCAAGGAUUGUGAACUGGCAUCUCCAUUUAGAUACCGGCAAUCUUGUUUAUCCCAAAGGCUGGCAACUUCAGAAGAACCUGGAAGUUACCUUGCCUAUCAAGUGAUGAAAGCUCAGCUCCACAAUUUUUUAAUGCUGAGGGGAUAAACAGUUGGGCCCAUGUUAUGCAUGUUGAUUCUUUAGUUCAACUUAUUCCUAGCCGAUUUGCAGCAAUGAUCACCAUAUAGUAGAGCCAUGUGCCUGUACAGUUAUUCAUCCGGCAACUACCAGGAGACAAGAUUUGUGAUUUUUCUUGUUCAUAGAAUUCUGUAACAUGGAAUAUUCUUACAGAACAUCUCUGGUAUUUCUUUUGGGGAAAUCUCCAUUUACGAAAAUGGGCAGUGGAUUUGUUUGUGGAUCCAUGGUCCUUACACCAUGCAUGUAAGUCAAUGUUCUUUCAAUGUUUUCUCCCACCCUUCAGAAUUGGGAUAGUUAAGGGUAA
Hibiscus syriacus is the source of this 1658-nucleotide messenger RNA. RefSeq names its product probable beta-1,4-xylosyltransferase IRX9H. The record is from RefSeq and is a predicted model, not a curated record. Gene Ontology annotation, biological process: glucuronoxylan biosynthetic process; plant-type secondary cell wall biogenesis. Lineage: Eukaryota; Viridiplantae; Streptophyta; Magnoliopsida; Malvales; Malvaceae. Gene Ontology annotation, molecular function: galactosylgalactosylxylosylprotein 3-beta-glucuronosyltransferase activity; xylosyltransferase activity. Bases 93 to 1283 code for a protein of 396 amino acids. The transcript has 4 exons. Gene Ontology annotation, cellular component: Golgi membrane.